AUGAUCAGAAGGGAGCCAACUGUAAUAGGCCUCAGUCCCGAAGACUUGGCAGAGCUGGAGGAAGAGCUAGAGGAGUUCAAGCUGCAGAGGGAAAUUAAGGCACAACAGCGAAACCUACAGCGGUCAGCAACGGUUCUAGCGGAAGCCGAUCUGCUAGAGUCCGAGGCUCCGGUUAGAGACGACACCACGCAUGAGAGCCCACUCCAGAAGCCGUUGGGCCAACAAGCGCCCCAUCGGCCUCCAUCACAGAGCGUCAACGCAGGUCCGCACGCUCCACGCAGCAAUCCAUUUUUCUCUCAACAGUGA
Messenger RNA from Lachancea thermotolerans CBS 6340, 306 nucleotides. Its product is annotated as KLTH0E04488p. NCBI's taxonomy places the organism in Eukaryota, Fungi, Ascomycota, Saccharomycetes, Saccharomycetales, Saccharomycetaceae. The transcript has a single exon. Bases 1 to 306 code for a protein of 101 amino acids. Gene Ontology annotation, biological process: anaphase-promoting complex-dependent catabolic process. Gene Ontology annotation, cellular component: anaphase-promoting complex. The record is from RefSeq and is a predicted model, not a curated record.